Molecule: messenger RNA, 4419 nt
Organism: Cottoperca gobio
Lineage: Eukaryota; Metazoa; Chordata; Actinopteri; Perciformes; Bovichtidae
Gene: zdhhc9
Product: zDHHC palmitoyltransferase 9
Exons: 9
Coding region: 1-1212 (403 amino acids)
Biological process (GO): peptidyl-L-cysteine S-palmitoylation; protein targeting to membrane
Cellular component (GO): endoplasmic reticulum; Golgi apparatus
Molecular function (GO): protein-cysteine S-palmitoyltransferase activity
Source: RefSeq, a predicted model, not a curated record
AUGUCGGCGGUGAUGAUCACACGGAAGGUGCGAAAAUGGGAGAAGCUCCCGGGGAAAAACACUUUCUGCUGCGACGGCCGGGUGAUGAUGGCCCGGCAGAAGGGAGUCUUCUACCUGACCCUGUUCCUCAUAGUCGGGACCUGCGCCCUCUUCUUCGCCUUUGAAUGUCCGUACCUGGCUGUCCAUCUUUCUCCUGCUAUCCCAGUUUUUGCCGCCGUGCUCUUCCUCUUCGUCAUCGCCAUGUUGCUGAGGACCAGCUUCAGUGACCCCGGGGUGCUGCUACGGGCUCGUCCAGAAGAAGCCACAUUCAUCGAGAUGGAAAUAGAGGCUGCCAAUGGGAACGUCCCCGCAGGGCAGCGCCCCCCACCUCGAAUCCGCAAUGUUCAGAUCAACAACCAGAUCGUAAAGCUCAAGUACUGCUACACCUGCAAGAUCUUCCGACCACCUCGAGCAUCUCACUGCAGCAUCUGUGACAACUGCGUCGACCGUUUUGAUCACCACUGUCCAUGGGUAGGCAACUGUGUGGGCAAGAGGAACUACAGAUACUUCUACAUGUUCACCCUGUCGCUCUCCCUGCUCACCAUUUAUAUCUUCACCUUUGACAUCGUCCACGUGGUGAUGCGUUCGGUGGAUAAUGGCUUUUUGAACACUUUGAAGGAAACACCUGGAACUGUGCUGGAGGUGUUGGUGUGUUUCUUCACCCUGUGGUCGGUGGUGGGACUGACCGGCUUCCACACCUACCUGAUCUCUCUCAACCAGACCACCAAUGAGGAUAUUAAAGGAUCCUGGUCGGGAAAGAACAGAGUCCAGAACCCGUACAGCCACAAGAACAUCCUCAAAAACUGCUUCGAGGUGCUCUGUGGGCCGACGUACCCGAGCGUCCUGGACAGAAGAGGAAUGAUGCAGGAGGAUUCGUCUAUUUCUUCUGCGACUGCUGUGUCUGCUGUGUCUGCUGCGCCUGCUGCGCCUGCUGCGCCUGCUGUGUCUGCUGCGCCUGCUGUGUCUGCUUCGCCCUCCUCCUCCAGCAGCAACCCAGUGUCACAAACCACAAAAAUCACAGCUCCACUCAUCCUCAACAUGCACACACCUGAUGAUGCCAAGCCGAGCAUUGCCGCCUCAGCAGAGAAGAGAACCUCUCCCAAAGAGGAAACUCCAAAGGUCCUACCCGAGGCUGAUGCAGAAGCAUCCGUCGCCAAGGACAAAGCCCAUUAGCUGCAUGAGGGGGCGGCUCUCGUCGUAGCCCCUCCCCCGGCAUCCUGCCUGUUCAGGAGCUGAAACAUUAUUAAUCAAUGUGUGAUUACCGUGUGGGUGACUCAGUUAUUCUCCGACGCCCGCCCUACAUUCCACCAGAAGAGCGGAGUUUCUGCGGUAGCUCCUCCUCUUCCCUCCUCUCCUCACCAGUAGCUGCAGAGCUGUUUGAUUGACAGAGCAGGAUCCAUUGAUUUAAUGGAAAGUCAGCAGCUUCCUCUGAACACUGCAUGGAAAAGACACGCAGGGGGAGAAGCUGCAGGAAGAACUGCAGAGAGGGAAAAAAAAACUCUCCAAGUGUAUGACAUCCCCGCAGGUCACCUGUGGGUCGCUCUGAUUGUCAGUACUACUUUUGUUCUUUAAUUAAAAUUGCGUAAUGACAUUUAUUGUGAGAGGCCAGUUCAAAUAUAUUCCUUGCAAGUGUCUGGCAAAGACAAUAUUACUUCUGGACAUGUAUAAAACUUCAUACAUACAGUCAUUUAUCAUCUGUUGUGUGCAUAUUACAUGUCCUAUGCAAACCAUGAGAAGGCUGGACAAGCAGCUUUUUGAUGAGAAGGGUUGACAGCAGUAAGUACACAUGAUGUCCAGGCAGGGGGAGGACAAGCAAAUCCUUAACUGAGAUAUCCUAAAGGCUCCUUCCAUGCAAGUCAAAAUCGACCUUGUAUUCUGAUAUUGCUGCAUUCAGUACUGUUAUUACUUACAUGCAUCUUCUUCUUUUUUUUAAGUGAUACAGACCAACGCCUGUCCUUCCAUUUUUAUAUAUCGAGGAUGCAGUGUGACACCGGUGCUCUGAAAUAGAUGAAAUUGCUUAACGUACAGUUAAAGUCUUUUAUCCAGGAGACGCUCAGUCCAUUGUAUGUGUGAGAGGAAAAGGUCUGACUUCUGAUGAUAGUAGACACUAGUAGUAACAGUGCCUUAUCAUAACAGUUGCACCAUCAAAUGCAACUGAGGUCGACCAACAGAGAAGCCCAUGAGAUCCGUUCUAACCACUGAUGCAGUGUUAAAAUGAGAAAUGCCAACGUUUAUACUCUAAUUAGUCCAGUGGUUCCCAACCUGGAGGGGUAAGACGAGAGGAUUUAAAGAAUAGUUCGGCUCAUUUGGUUACCUGCAGAGCUUUAAAUGAGAAGAUUGAUACUACUCAUGUCUGUACAGUAAAUAUGAAGCUACAGCCAGAAGAUGGUUAGCUUAGCUUAGCUUAGCAUAACGACUGGAAACGGCGGGAAACAGCUAGCCUGACUCUGCCUGUCAAAUCUCAUUGAAUUAUUGUUUGCAAAAAACAAAAUGUUUUGUGUGUUUUUUUUACGGCUGGAACUCGUCAUUUUCAUUUUUUGUACACAUUAAACAACAUUAUUAGUGCUCAUUUGAGGUGCUGUAGGUGUAUUUUUUAACUUUGGACAGAGGCUCGCUGUUUCCCCUUGAUCCCGUCUUUAUGCUAAGCUAAACUAAGCUAACCUGCUGCUGGCUUCAUAUUUAGCGUACAGACAAGAGAGGGGUUUUCUCAUCUAACUCUCAGCAAGGGUUAUUCUAAGUAAUUCUAGUUUUAUUAUGUAAUACGAUGAAUCUUUCCCCUAAAACAUUAUGUUAAGCAGUUUGAGGAAAAAGGACUGUUUGUUAUAACUGGUCACUGCUGGUAGUCGAAUGCUGAAAGGUUGAGAACCACUGAAUUAGACCUUUUUAUGAAGCAAAAACUAAGCGAAGCCAUUGUUGAAUUGUACAUAGUUUUAACAGGUGUACAGAAAACCUCUCGGCUGAUUUAUGAGGAGGAAAGAUUGCAGCAAGGUUUUGUUUUUUGUUGUUGCCGAAGUUGGUUAUGCUGCCUGUGAGCUCGAGCGCCUCCUCUUGCUGAUCACACCCGAGUUGAUCUUCCUCCGAGCCCUCUCUCUUCCUAUUCCUACAUAUUUAACACAUCUCCUUUUCCUUGCAUCUUUGCUGUGACAGUACGCCCGAGGCUGAGGUCGCCUACACUGCAGCCGUCUUUAGCCGGCUCAUUAUCACCCGGAAUAUAAAGCCGAGGCAGAGACUUCCUUUCCUUUCACACAUCUGUGUAUUUCAGCCUUUCAUGUGGCUGCAGAGUUCUUGUUUUGGUCACAGAUUGCUCGAGGGGACGCAGAGGAAAGAGGGAGAGAAAGUGAAGCUUAUUCUUAGUGUUUCAAUGAUGUUAGCUGAUAGCGAGGGUUUGUAAUAGUGAUUGUGUCGUAUGCAAGACAGAGUUGGUGUUUGUGAAAUAUACUUGUGUAAAAGUUCUAGUGUGUCAAGAGCAUUGUAUCACACAUGAUUUAUUAUUAAGACUCCAGACGGUCACAAUUUCCCCUGAAGAUUUAAACUCCAAAAAUAUUGGUGGAGCAGUUUAAAGCUUUAAAACAUUCGAUACCUUGGAUGAUAAAAGAUUAAUCUAGGCCAGUUUUAAUCAUUAUUCGUUCAGCUGUGGAGGACUUUCUUGUCAGAAAAGUUGCUUUUGUCCUACCAACAAUCCAAAACCUACUAUCAGAAAUCUGAAAGUAUUUAUAAUCGAAAAGCUGGAACUAUCACAUGUUGGGCAAAAAAUGUUUGCAAUCAAUUUUCUGUCCAACUAAUGGAUUAAUUGAUAAAUAUCUUAAGAUGAAUCUCAAUGAAAAAAGGAGAGCUAACGACACCUCUCAGUUGGAGGAAGCUGUGAACUGUGUGGCACUCUUGUUUCUGUGAAGUAUAAACAAGUGUAACUGCUGAGUAUUUGUUUGGAAAACUUUUAAUAAGAAGUACUAAGACUAGUUUUUAAAGCUGAACAUAGCGGCUGAACUUUCUUUGUGGAAAGUAUUUGACGACAGUUUGGUGCAUUUGAUCGAUUUGCGUUGCUGUCACCGAGAAGCAAGAAUGUAUAUGAUUGAUAUUUGAUGAAAGAAGAGACGGGAGAUUCUAAAAGGGACGGUUGAAGUUUAAUUUUUAGCUCAAGCUGAGCUCUUGUACGUAUGAUUCCUGUGUUAAAAUGCCCUGAUGGUCAGAUCUGAAUGCUCUGAUCAAUCUAUUACAUUGCAUUAUGUAUACAGAUACAAUACUAUACCAUUGAUGGAAAUCUUUAUUUAUGUUCACUUGUUAAGUAUCAGCACUGUGAUUAUAUGUGUUUCAUUCAAUUUACUUCACUUCUUUUUACAUGAUCAAUGUGUCUGGUAAAUAAACAAUAUUGUCUUAUUAUUA